Molecule: messenger RNA, 2397 nt
Organism: Brassica napus (rape)
Lineage: Eukaryota; Viridiplantae; Streptophyta; Magnoliopsida; Brassicales; Brassicaceae
Exons: 2
Coding region: 413-1477 (354 amino acids)
Source: RefSeq, a predicted model, not a curated record
GUAACGGCCCGGUUCCUGGCCCAUAAAAAUUUCCCAAAGAAUAUGGGCUUCUCUACGGCCCAUUUGGCAAAACCCUAGGGCUUCCCCUUCCCUUUACUAUAAAAAGAGAUGCAGUCUCCCUUCCUGCCUCAUCACAAAUCUGAAGCGAAGCUCUGCAGAGAAUUCCCGGAGGUCGAAAACCCUAGCCGUCGAGCUCUCUCUCCUUCUCUCCUGCGCCGCCUCUCUCUCUCCUCUCUCUCUCUCCCGCGCGUCGCUCUCUCUCUCUCUCCUCGCCGUCACCCUCUCUCUCUCCUUGCCGUCGCACGCUCUCUCUCUCUCUCCCUCUCGCCGGCGCCGUGAAGUGGUGGUGCUGACCAGAUCUCAACCUUCUCAAUCCUCGUUUCCAGAUCCAGAUCCAGAUCUAAGACUAAGGAUGUUUUCGCUUGACCAUUACGAGUGGAGGAUGCCGCGUAUGCACUACGGACGGAGGAACACCAGGGAGUACGCCCAAAGGCGUCACUACGACAGGGAGGGUAACUUGGUGCUACCCAUGUUUCCGGAUCCUGAAGAACAGUACAAGGAGUUUCCAUUCAGGUACCCGCACGAGCAGACUGUGAAGCAUAAGGUGUUGAUGCCACAUUUCCAGAGGAUGGCUAUGGAGGAACGCCUACUGCAGGGCAAUGCGAGGUUCCAGCUGGCAACCGAAGAGGGACCCCCGAGGAAGCGUGGCCGUCCAUGCAAGACGCCAAGUGCAGCAGGGGGACCCUCAAGGGUGUUCACCGGGAAGUGCCAGUGUGGAGUGCUGAGCAAGAAUGCUCAGGAGGACCGAUCAGUCGCUGGAUACACGGAGGACUUCAUCAACCAAGCCAAGCUGUGCAAACCAAAGAAUGCAGAGACGUGGUGCAUAUGGUAUAAGAACGGGCUACGCAAGGAACUCCAGGCGCAGUUGAGGGGUGUUUUGGAGCCCUUGGAGUUCGCGCUAGUGAGGCGGAUGGCAGGCUUCGCCAUGGAGGCAGAAGAGAAGAUUGCAGCCGAUGUGGCCGCUCUCUCGAGCAUGGAAGGAGGAAACCCAGGUAGGGACGUUGAUGGCCAUGAGGUGCCGGUAGGGGCACCCGCUAAGGGAAAGCGGGGGCGUCCGCGAAAACUACCUACAGUGACAUGUGAUUGUGACGUACUGGUCCAGAUGGUUCAGAAGCCACGCAAGGUGAGAGAUUACCUGGAGGAGUUCUUGGAUACGGCCAAGAUGUGUCAACCGAAGCCAGCUGAGGAGUGGUGUCAUCUGUUUAGGGCUGGGCUACGUGGGGAUAUUCGUGAAGAACUCGUGGGAGUCCUGGAGCCUCUGGAAUUUGCACUGGUGAGAAGGAUGGCUAACCAAGCACUGCAUGCGGAGGAGUGGUUGGCGGAAAAGGAGGCGGAGGCCGAGGAUGACCGCGUCGCAGAGGGCGAGGAAGACCUGGGAUCCGAGUCCCGCUGCCCCUCGCCAUGUCAAUGUGGCUAGACGAGAUCCUAGGGACGAUUCGUAGGAGUAGGACACGUGUUCCGCUAUUGGUUUUAUUUCAUUUAUUGGUUAUUGGGGUUGGUGUUUUUCCCCUUAUUUACGGCAUUCUGUAUUUGUGCAGAUGUGCUGAGUUUUCUUUUACAAACUAUUGUAGUCCUACUCCUUUUAUUAUUUAUGACAUUCCUUCGUUGGUUUUAAAGAUUCCAGUAGAGUUAUCGUGUCAUGUAUGCCUCCCUUGAUUGUUGUGUGAAUGUGUGAAUCCAUUUUGGUAACGAACGAUUGGUCUGAAAGAUGUGGGCUUUGGAAUUCGGGGACGAAUUCCGAUUAACGGGGGAGGAUUGUAACGGCCCGGUUCCUGGCCCAUAAAAAUUUCCCAAAGAAUAUGGGCUUCUCUACGGCCCAUUUGGCAAAACCCUAGGGCUUCCCCUUCCCUUUACUAUAAAAAGAGAUGCAGUCUCCCUUCCUGCCUCAUCACAAAUCUGAAGCGAAGCUCUGCAGAGAAUUCCCGGAGGUCGAAAACCCUAGCCGUCGAGCUCUCUCUCCUUCUCUCCUGCGCCGCCUCUCUCUCUCCUCUCUCUCUCUCCCGCGCGUCGCUCUCUCUCUCUCUCCUCGCCGUCACCCUCUCUCUCUCCUUGCCGUCGCACGCUCUCUCUCUCUCUCCCUCUCACCGGCGCCGUGAAGUGGUGGUGCUGACCAGAUCUCAACCUUCUCAAUCCUCGUUUCCAGAUCCAGAUCCAGAUCUAAGACUAAGGUGGAGUGUUUCGAACCCAACCUUCUUUCAUGGUUCUGUAUACUCCUAUAUGUUGGAGUUGGGUUGAUUAGACCCUGUUUGGGAGUUAGGUUGAUAGUACAUGGUAUUGCUAGGAUGAUAGAGGAAUGAAUCAUGAUGCAUAAGAACCCUCAUAUUGAUAAAUGGGACU